Molecule: messenger RNA, 2133 nt
Organism: Papaver somniferum (opium poppy)
Lineage: Eukaryota; Viridiplantae; Streptophyta; Magnoliopsida; Ranunculales; Papaveraceae
Product: putative F-box protein At5g62660
Exons: 3
Coding region: 337-1815 (492 amino acids)
Molecular function (GO): protein binding
Source: RefSeq, a predicted model, not a curated record
AGUAUAAAAAGGAUCCGGUCGACUUACGGUUCUGCACCAUCUUUUCCCCUUCUUCUUCUCUGCUAAACUAUAGACCCUUUUGAGUUUCGUUCAUCCUGGUAGAUAAAUUUACGGAGCUUCUCUGAGCUUACUUAUUAGUUUUCUUUGAUGGAGUGAUUAUCCCUAAUUGGAUUGUGAAAGUCUUCAUAUCCGUCGUCACCUAUUAGAGGAUUUCUUCAAUUUAUUCUCAAUAUCUCUUCAAUUUUGUUAAUCAGAGGAUUGUGAUUCUUAAUCUAGUCUUGUUUCCAAACCGAGUAGCAGGCAGCCUUGAUAAUUAUCAGAAAAUAUUGUCUGCCAAUGGAGGUUUUAACAAGUUAUGAUGUAUCACCGCACUUUUACUAUGGUACAUCAAGGAACAGAAGCACAGAGGUACUUAAUAGCUCCAACACCAACUUUCAUGGUGUUUACACUUCUAUUCAGACUCAGGUCAGUGGUUUACCCAACGAAAUAGUGAUAGACAUCUUAAGUAGAGUUCCAGCCAAGGCACUCAUGCAGUUUAAGUCAGUAUGCAAACAUUGGUUGUUUUUGAUUAAACAAGAUCCAAAGUUGAUUGAUUUGCAUUUCAUCCAUUCAAAAUCACGUCCUAAUUUUCUCUACAUCGACCCAGCGCCAGAAAAGGGCAUCCUCCACACUAGCCUAAUUGCUAGCUUUGUAGAAAGCAAAACGUUUCAGCAAAGUAUUUCAUGUGCGGAGAUAGUUGAAGCGAGUACUGGUGGUGAGGAUGAAGAAGUGGAAGCCUUUGUUAGUAAGGUUAGGAUAACCGAGGAUAAAUGGUUCCCCUAUAGUGAAGUCUUGGAACCGGUGAAUGGUUUGGUUUGUUUUGUAGAUCAAAAGACACAUGCUAUUAGGGUAUACAAUGCAAGUACACGAGAAGCAACACCGUGGGUCAUAUCAACGUUACUCGCUGAAGAAAAUCACAAGCUUAUGGCAGAUAAAAGCACGAUGAAGAUAAAAAGUCACUCUACUCCAAUUUAUCGAUUUGGUUUCGACCCAGAGAAGAAAGAACAUAAAGUAUUCUGCUUUUGGAGACUACUUACCAGGCGUGAACAGCAUUGUCAUCAUUCCUUGGAACGAUCUGAAUAUGAAAGUUGGGAGGCAUUGACAGUGGGCAGUGACACCAAAUGGCGUAGGAUCAAUGCUGUUCCUAACGAGAACAACCAAAUAAAUAUUGCAGAGGUGCUCCCUCCGGCUUAUAGUAAUUGUCGGCAGGUGUAUGUGGAUGGUACUAUAUACUGGAGCAACAAAGAGUACUAUUGGGAUCAAUGGGGGACCACUAAUCGUGAUGAUCCCGAUGUCAUAGUUGCAUUUGAUGUUGGAACUGAAAAAUAUAGACUUAUCCCAAUUCCUAGUUUCAUCCUCGAAGAGCCUCGUGAUGAAGAGUAUAGGCUGCCAAUUGACAUCUUAGUAUUGGGUGGACAUGUGGCUCUAUUAUACCGUAUGGAACCUUAUGUUGUUAAGUUAUGGAUGUUAGAUGAUGGAGCUGGUAAAAAACUGGAAAAUUGUCGAGGAAACAAAAGUAAUUGGAGCACGGAGAUAAUUGAGCUACCAUUUUACUGUGAUAACCGAGUUGGUGGUUUUGGAAUUGCUGGAAGUACAGACAAGAUAAUCUUUGAAUGCCGGGGAUGCAACAACUCAGUGAGCUUCACUUGUUUGUAUUCUUAUGACCGCAAGAAGAAGACUUGUAAGAGGAUUGAGAUGGAUGGAGUCUCCUCGUUUACCCGUUGCUCCCGGAGGACUCUGGUUACCACUUUUACAGAAAGCCUCUUUCAUGUUUAGUCUCUUUACAACACAAAAGUUACUUGAAGCUUGUGCAAAGUUUCUCUACAUAUUCCACAUGCCAUGUGAGUGCCCAACUUUGUGGACUUAUCAGUUAUCACUCUUUCAUUUUCAGGAAACGGCAAAUCAAUCAGUUGAAUUUCUUGUAGAAAACGUUCAUAAUGUAUUAUGUUAUCUUUUCAAGUUUUUAUACCUUUAGGCGGUUCAUAUAUAUGGUUGUAUGGUACUUCCAAUAAAAUCCGCGUUGAUUGUUGAGAUUCAUCUUUUUAAUUCUUACUGCAAAACUUAAUGAGAUCGCCAUGUUUCAAUUGGGCUUCA